AUGGAGGAGUUGUCCGCCCUCCCGCCCGACACUCCCCGCAAAUCGCCCAUUCGAGUGCGGACAAUCUCCGUCAACUCGAUGCGCUCCAUGCGGUCUGUCGCCCCUCCAUUCACCCGUUUACCGACAGAACAUGAACGACCUGAAAUACUCGGAAGGCCGCCCAUACUAGCGCCGACGCCACGACAACCGCCCAACAGGCAUCUGCUAGAACACAGUGCCCAGCAAUGGGUGCAAUCCUUGGGCUCUGCAAGCUCAUCACGUCCGGUUUCCCCCAUCUCUCCGACACAACGAUUUAAUUCUCUUGCGGAAAGGGUUCACCAUGUCAAGAUUCCGACGCAGCUUAGCUCAAGCGUCAUUGCAGAAGAACGGGAACGGGAGCCAGAACAUGCGAUGGGAAGGCGGUGGGUGAGGUGGAUGCACAAACGCGGUGUGAAGGGCUGGGUUGUUCCUUGUUUGCUCCUUGCUUCAACGCUCCUUAAAUUGUGCGUCGGACUGGGUUCAUACUCUGGACUCUCAACCCCUCCGAUGUUUGGCGACUACGAAGCUCAGCGGCAUUGGAUGGAACUCACGACACACCUGCCUUUUCAACGUUGGUACACCUACGACUUGCAAUACUGGGGUCUCGACUAUCCUCCGCUAACAGCCUAUAUAUCUUGGUUUUGUGGCCUUGUUGCACACAGAAUAAAUCCAACAUGGGUCGCGUUGGACCAUUCGCGAGGCAUUGAAACUGAAGCAAGUAAAGUGUUUAUGCGUUCGACAGUCGUGUUCUUCGACGCGUUGGUCUAUGUUCCGGCACUAUUCUUCUUCACAAGAACCUGGCAAGCCACCCGAACGAAACGAUCUCAGAAUUUGGCUCUCCUCACGCUACUAUUCCAACCUGCGUCGCUCAUCAUCGAUUUUGGUCACUUUCAAUAUAACUCCGUGAUGCUUGGCUUUACUUUACUGGCUCUGAACGCAUUCGCUUACGAAUUGGAUAUGCUGGGUGCUGUUUUUUUCGUGCUCAGCCUCGGCUUCAAGCAGAUGGCCUUGUAUUAUGCACCAGCGGUCGGCGGAUACUUGUUAGCAAAGUGUCUGUACCUUGGUUCUGCCAAUGGCGGCAAACUUUUUCUCCAAUUGGCGUUGGUCACCUCACUGUCAUUUAUCGUGCUCUUUCUUCCAUUCCUUCCGCCUUUUGCGCCGCUUUCUACCAUCCUGGAUCCCAUCACCCGCAUCUUUCCCUUCGCUCGAGGUCUUUUCGAAGACAAAGUUGCCAAUUUUUGGUGUGCAUCGAAUGUUGUCUUCAAAUGGAAAAAUUGGGCAUCGCGAUCGCUCCUCAUCAAACUAUCAACAGCUCUAACUGUGCUUGGAUUCCUUCCGAAUGUGGUGAUAGCACUGCGGGUGGCCUGGCAAACGCGUCUAACCGGCAGCCAAAAGCCUUCCAUACACACACCUAUCCUCCCACUCUUUCCUUAUAUGUUGCUUAGCUCUUCAAUGUCCUUCUUUCUCUUCUCGUUCCAGGUACACGAGAAAACCAUUCUGGUUCCCCUCCUUCCCAUAACGCUACUUCUGUCUAACGCGUCCCUCGACUCUACGGUCUUUGGGUGGGGAGUAUUGGCUAAUAAUAUCGCCGUAUUCAGCAUGUGGCCACUGCUAAAACGUGACGGACUCGGGGUUCAAUAUCUUGCGUUGCUGGCCUUGUGGAAUCGUUUACUUGGUUAUAAUCCGCUUCGGCUAUCGCCACGUUCUUUCAUCCAAGUCCUCUCGCUCUCUGUUUACACUGCUGCAAUUUCCUUGCACAUUUUGGAGCUCUUGAUCCCUCCACCAGCGCGUUAUCCGGAUCUCUUUCCUGUACUGAAUGUACUGAUUAGCACACCUGUCUUCGGCCUGGUAUGGCUAUGGAGCAUCAAGUGUGGUGUAGAGGCUAGUUGGGCCUUGGACACGCUCGGUAGUCGACCGAGUCGGACCUCUGUGGUGGUCACUGAAGAUGCAUCUGUUCCAAGAAGGCCUUCGAGUAUCGGCGCUGCACAGGGAAGAAAGAGGGCACCUUUUACAUUGGACGAAAAGUAG
Molecule: messenger RNA, 2046 nt
Organism: Mycena indigotica
Lineage: Eukaryota; Fungi; Basidiomycota; Agaricomycetes; Agaricales; Mycenaceae
Product: Glycosyltransferase family 57 protein
Exons: 8
Coding region: 1-2046 (681 amino acids)
Biological process (GO): protein N-linked glycosylation
Cellular component (GO): endoplasmic reticulum membrane
Molecular function (GO): dolichyl pyrophosphate Man9GlcNAc2 alpha-1,3-glucosyltransferase activity
Source: RefSeq, a predicted model, not a curated record